Messenger RNA from Diaporthe citri, 1605 nucleotides. RefSeq lists its product as uncharacterized. The record is from RefSeq and is a predicted model, not a curated record. NCBI's taxonomy places the organism in Eukaryota, Fungi, Ascomycota, Sordariomycetes, Diaporthales, Diaporthaceae. Gene Ontology annotation, molecular function: heme binding; iron ion binding; monooxygenase activity. The transcript is spliced from 4 exons. The coding region runs from base 1 to 1605 and encodes 534 amino acids.
AUGGCUUUUGAUCUCCCAGUUAUCAUACUGUACCUGGCUAUACCAAGCCUCCUCCUAUCUGCAAUACAGCAAGUUCUACAAUGGAGGAAGAAGAAGGUCUCCCAGGCCAAGUUUCCUGGGCCAAAGCAAUUUCCCCUCGUGGGCAGGGUCCAUGACCUGCCGAGGUUUUCUAUGUGGAAGAAGUUCAAAGAGUGGGCAGACAUUCAUGGGCCCAUCUACCAGACCAGUGUUCCUGGCGCGACUUUCGUCAUCAUCUCAGAUGAGCAGAUCGCGGAGGAGCUCCUCAUCAGGAGGGGUCACAUCUACUCGGGACGGCCGCAGAUCAGAGCCCUAAUCGGCCACAAAGAGGGCAUUGAGUACCUCGCGUUGAUGGACCGCCAUGAUCACUGGCAGAAGCAGCGAAAAUGGGUACACGCCGCCAUGGCUGAGGCCUACAAGCAUCAGUUCUACGGACACAUCGAGGCCGAGACUCGGCGGUACCUGAUGAUGCUCAUGUCGGACCCAGUCCGGUUCAUGGACCACUCUCGCGAGCACUGCGGGCGCAUCAUGUCACGGUUGGCGUGGGACGAGGCCUCACAAGGCAAAAUGAACGGCGAGAGCGCCGACCGCACGCUGCACAACAUGUCGGUCUCGGGACCCAUCGUCAACACCAUGACACCGCUGUGGCACAUUCCAGAGCCAUUCAACAAGUGGAAGUCCUAUGAGAAGCAGAGGAUGGGGACGCAGAAGGCCUGGUGGCUGAAUAACUACAAGAUCGCAAAGGACAAGUACAAGAACGGCCAGCUGCCCAAGGAUACGUGGGCGUACCGCUACAUUGAGCAGGUUGAGCGGGAGCAGAAGGGCAGCCUGGACCAGACUGAUGAUCAAGAAGUAUUUGCGGCGUGCACCAUCGGGUUCUUCAACCUGGUCGGUGUGGUCACAAUUGCAGGGCCGCUGAAAUUCUUCCUCAUGGCUAUGGCACUGCACCCAGAGUGGCAAAAGAAGGCUCAGGAGGAAAUCGACCGAGUCUGCGGUGACCGGCUGCCCAAUUUCGGGGAUUUCGCGGACCUACCCACUGUGAGGGCUGUCCUUAAAGAGACGAUAAGAUGGCGAUCUGGAGUCCCGCUGGGUGUGCCCCAUCAAGCAGAGCGUGAUGACGAAUACCGCGGCGUCCUGAUCAAGAAAGACACAAUCAUCCUGGCAUGUGAAUGGGCCAUCAACCGCGUCCCCGAGAAAUACCCAGACCCAGAGUCCUACCGGCCCGACCGGUGGCUCGACCCGUCCUUCCCGACGUACCAGGAGCCCCUGACAAAGUACCCCAACUUCCGCGACAGCAAGUUCGGGACGCACAGCUUCGGCUGGGGCCGCCGCAAGUGCCUGGGCAUGGACAUUGUGGACAUCGAGCUCUUCGUCACGGGGGCGUCGGUGCUCUGGGCGUUCAACAUGGAGCAGAUGACGUGCCCGCGCACCGGCGAGAAGGUACCCAUCGACUCGCAGGCAACCAACAGCCACGUCAUCCUGGAGCCGUCGCCGUUCCAGAUGAGGUUUGGCCUGCGCAAGGAGGAGAGGAGGAGGAUCGUUGGUGAGGCUUAUGGGGAGGUCGCGGCCACCUUGAAGGUCUACUAG